AUGCGAGCUCGUUUAACAGGUAUUUUUCACAAAAUUGAAACAUUACCAUCAACGCUUGAUAUAGAAAAUAAUAUUCAUAUUAUUGCUGAUACUGAUAAAUUACUUGCUGAUAUUCCAUGUCCAUUUGCUUUUGAUGCUUUAUCUAAUCUUGAUUUUGAAUUACUUAAUAAAAUUAAUUAUAAAUUUCAAUAUGAUCUUCAUCGUCGUCAACAUUCAGCUUCAUUGACAUAUAAUAGUCAAGUUAAUAAAGUAGUUGAUAAUCAUUUAUUUUCUGAAAAAAAGAAAACAACAUCAAAAAGAAAUUUUUUUAUUUGUACGAAAUCACAUUCAUUAACAACACAUUGGGAUAUUGAUACAAUUCUUGUUCAAGAUAAAAAUGAUAUUGAAGUUGAUUUAUUUGUUCGUUUUGAUCGUCAACCAAACACAGAUUCACCUAAAUCAUUUAUUGGUUUUUAUAAUGUAAUACUUAAAGCAUCUAAACAUGAAUUAUUUCAAUUAAUUGAUCUUAAUGGUAACGUAACAAAACAAUCAGGAAUAUUAUCAACAUAUAAUUCAAUUACUUAUCGUAUUGAUAAUGCAUUAAAAGAAAUAAAUAGAAAUCUUAUUAUUGAUCAUAAUAUAACUGAAAAUCAAUCACCAUUAGUACGUAUUGAUAAUGAAUUAGAAUAUUUACGUGGUAACGGUGAUCAUUUACAUGAAAUUCUACAAUUAUCUGGAAAUCCAUUAAGUACUAUUAGAGAAUUAACAAUUGAUAGAGAAAAUCAUAUUGGAAAAAUGAAAUGGCUACAACAAUUUGGUGUUCAUGUUGAAUUUGGUAAUCCAUUAUCAAAUUUAACAGUACUUUAUUUCUUCUACAACUUAUCUUUGCUUCAUAAAGAUGAUGAUCAAACAAUUGAUGCAUCCCUUGGUUUUAAACUUGCUUCAUCAAAAAUUGCACCAACUAGUUUUUACUUUUCAUCCGGUGGUUUACUUAAUACAACACUUCAUGUUAGUAAAACAUUACGUGUUCGUGAUGAUAUUGCAUUAAGUACAUCACUUACAGCUCAAUAUAAUCCUCAAUCAAUAAGUCAAGUAAAUGUUUUUACAAAUUCAAAUUAUUAUGGACAAGAAUUUCAAAAUUCUCUUUAUGCAUUAUUUAAACAACAUCAAGUUACUGUACGUAGUAUUUUCAAUACAUCAGGUAAUGAAUAUUAUAAAUAUGAAAUGGAUAUUGGUUUUAAUGAUAAUUUACUUACUGGACAUACAGAAAGAAAGAAUGGAAAACAAACAAUUAUAUCCGAUAUUAAUGCUAAAAUAUGUUCACCAACUGGAACAGCUAAAUUAGAUGUUAAAGUCUUAGAUCAACUUGAAAUUAAAUUUGAUCAUACACAUCUUGGUCGUUUACGUGAUGAUGAUUUUCGUUCUAAAACAUUAAUUGAUGGAAAUUUGUUACGAUCAGAUAAUAAACGUUCAUCUAGUUAUUCAGGUUCAGUUGUUAAAGAUGAUGGAAAUAUUAAUACAGAUAAAAUCUGUCUAUUGUAUGGUAAAUCUCGUUUGGAUAAUCAUUCACAUGAUCGAAUAACUCCAUUAACUCUUCUGGAAAAUAUAUCAACAACGAAUGAAUUAAUUGAAGAUUUACAUAAUAAAGGUUUCGCAAUGCGACAUGCUACUAAUGAACAUAUGAUGGUUUAUAUUUAUAUAAAUAAUGAUGAUAAUGACAAGCAAACAAAUCAAAUAAAACAAGAUAAAUUAAAAAUGGAAUUAGGUUUUAUAGAAAAAUUACUACGAAAAACAAAACAUCAACUAUAUAAACGACUUAAACAUUUACAAAGACAUCGAAUAAUUAAAAUCACGACGGAUGAUAUUCAUCCACCAAUGGCUGUUGCACCAAUAGUUCCACCAUCAAAGUUUCAUAGUUCAAUGAUAGUAUCUCGUGUUAUGAUACAAUUUGAUGAUUCAUUAUCUGUUCUUAAUAAUGCUCAAUAA
Rotaria sordida is the source of this 1965-nucleotide messenger RNA. The record is from the annotation of a GenBank genome assembly. NCBI's taxonomy places the organism in Eukaryota, Metazoa, Rotifera, Eurotatoria, Philodinida, Philodinidae.